GCCGUCGCGCCAGCCAGCCGGACUAGUGUCGCGCGCCCACUUACUUUGUAGAAGCUAUGUACCGUCGCCACAUUUCUAAACGCAAUGUCAGAUUUAUUUUACUCCUCUUAUAGGAACAUAAUUUAGAGUAUUAAAUACCAUACAAAAUAAAUGUUGUGCGUUAACGAAUGUUUGUGAGUAGGUGCAGCAAAAAUAAACCAAUGAAAACAUUAGCAUUCACUUGUGCCUUUCUUGCGCGGGCUGUCUAAGCGUUACUUCACUGCGCUUCCGCUUGGAGCGCUGAAACUUGUCCUCAAUUGUUUACAUUGGACUCUCCGUUCUGUGCCCUCCCUUUUCCAUAGUUCAUUCUUAUGUUGUUGGCACGUGUGUUAUAAUGCUUUAUCUGCUUGUCUGUCAAGUUGGUUUAUCUGUAUCUGUAGCUGUGUUUAUUGUUAUUGAGUUGGUGAAUGUAUCUGCGAUCAUCUGAAUGUUCCUGUUCUGGAAUAUUUAAUUUUUAUUUAAGUAAUCUGCAUUAAUAAUGAAGAGACAAGCUUCUAUUCAAAACUUUUUUACGAAAAAACAGAGUGUAAAUAGACCUGUUAGUGACAGUGCUGACGUUGACUGUGCCAGUAACAAUGUUUCUUCUGGUGUCGCAAGUACUAGUGCCGUUGAUCCAGCACCAGCUGCGGAAGACUUCAAGCAAAUUGGCAGAAUAUUAACUGAAAUGAAGAAAGAUGUUGUUUUCAAGGCUGUCUUCAAAAAAUUGAACUACAAUGGAAGUACGUACGAAAAUUUGAAAAUAACAUCUCUAAACGAAUUCGACUUGAACGUGGAGCUGAAGUUGCCGAUCGACCGAAGAAUCGAGGUUGAGAACUCCAUGGAAAAGCCUGGUUUCGUGAUGCUCUUCGUCGAAGAUUUUGACGAGAGUGCAUUCACUUCGAGAACAGAGGAAAAAGUAAGGCGAGAAAUAAUGAAAUGGUUCUCCCAAGGUUACUUGUACAGAACCAAGGUGUAUGAGUGGAUGCAGGGAGUCUUGGAAAGAGCACUAAGCUCGUACAGGAGCUUGCCCUCUGUGAAUGUGUGGGUCAAGAGACGUACUGCUGGGCCCGCCCAUAAUCUAAUUUUUGAACAUUCAUCAUUUGGUGAAUUAUCGGUGGACCUGUCUCCUACGUUGGCUUUUGGCUUGGAGGAUUGGCCGGCCGACCCAGUCCGUCAUUACUAUGACAUCCCCUUCUGCACAAGACUGGACGAUAAGAAUUGGUAUGCUGUACCAAAACCUCCGAACAAAAACUACCAACAAGAUCCAGAGCUGUGGAGAAUAUCCUUCUAUUCUUUCGAGCUGGAAAUGAUGAAUGGCUUGGAAUCACUUAAGCCAGUUCUGAAAUUAAUGAAGCGGCUACGUGACGUCCAGGACUGGGGGAAGAUAAGCAGUUACUACUUGAAAACGGUAUUCAUGUGGCAGCUACAUGAACAUGAAGAAGACCCGUCGUUCUGGAGAAUGCCGUUGGGAAAGCUAUUCAUGCUUAUGCUGGAAAAGAUCCAGAAAAGUCUGACUGAUGGAGAAAUACUGUUCUUCUGGGAUGAGAACCUCAACUUGCUGAACCAUGUAAACACAGACUUUUUGACCAAAACUGCUUUUCGCAUCAGUAAUAUGAGGAGACGAAUACUUUACCAUUUGGAAAAUGAUGUGGGAGCCAUACUGGACUUGUACUUCAACAGGAAAGUGUCGAAAGAAGAAAGUGUCGAACAAGGGUCCUCACAAGAAUGGUGCUGCAUUUUGUAGAAUAGUGAGGAAGGACAUUGUUCAAAAAAGUCACGCAUUAGAGACACACACACACACACACGCACUCACACACUCACAUGCGCGCACACACACAUUACACACACACGCAUGCAAAUUAUUAUAUUCUCAAGUCAGUUGCCAAGUGUUCCUGAAGUCACAUAAGGUUCAAGAAAAUAGUUUUAGGAAUGCUGGCAUAUUGAGUUGUGGUUAAAACAUUUUUAUCUAAUCAUUUAAUUGAUAACUAAAGUAGUUAAUUCAUGCAUGAUGUUCCUCAAAUCAUAUCAAAACUACAUGUGUGCAAAAAAAAUCUCUUUAUUUAACUAUGACUUUACAGCAGUCCUUGCCAAAACAGUGCUGUUGUAUAGAUUGGUUUUAAGGGAAAAAAUAUCAUGUUUAAUGUACCAACCAAUGAAGUAAUACCUUAUAUAAGGAGAUACAAUUUUAUGAUUUUAUUUUUAGCUCAAUAUAGUUUGUAAAUUGAAGCUACUUGUGUUGUCAGUUUUAAUUUUAUAAAUGAGGAUGGUACGAUAUUAAACAUAUAAUACUAUAAAA
Bacillus rossius redtenbacheri is the source of this 2314-nucleotide messenger RNA. RefSeq names its product cyclic GMP-AMP synthase-like receptor. Lineage: Eukaryota; Metazoa; Arthropoda; Insecta; Phasmatodea; Bacillidae. Bases 518 to 1762 code for a protein of 414 amino acids. The transcript has 9 exons. The record is from RefSeq and is a predicted model, not a curated record.